AGGCUUGAAGAGGCAUGCACCUGUGCUAUCGAAGGAGCCAUCUCUAUUCACAGCCGAGACUUGUGAAGGCUGUGACGCGCCGCAGCGCUUAAAGCAGCUUUCUGAGCCGCGGUAGCAAUGUCGUUGGCGUCGCUUCGAGGCCACUUUGACUACCGGGGAUAAGCGGGCCGCUGCAUGGACACCUGUCGCCGGCGGGAGGUGGGGGCGGCGCGGAGGGGCCGAGGUGGCGGGGGCGGCGGGGGUGGCGCGGUGGAGGGCUUCUUGAGGGAUAAUCGUUGCUCGCUCUCGGUGUCUGCCAAACAGUGGGGUGAGGAGGAAUGUGGCGGCCCCGGAGAGGGUUCCCAGAGGCGGUGUGCGGGUCACAAGGGAGGCAAGGGAGCAGUGGCCGGCUUCCUGCCUCGCCUGCCUGUCCAGGUCAUUCCAGGCGAGUCCUCGCGGUGGAAGGAACGUUUCGUCCGGCAGACUGGCGGGCGGCGAGAGGCGGAGGCUGUGAAUGCUCCCCAAGUCCUGCAUCACUGCUGGAUGGGUGGGAACCCAGACGGCAAGAGUUACGCCGGGCAGGAGCAGGGUGACGAGGGCACUUGGUCUCCAGAUGUAGUGGACCCGAUAACGAAGGUUGCCAGGAACUAUAUUUGCCGGGCGAAGCAAAGUCUCGGCAGUUCAUCCUGGUCAGGAAUAAUGCCAUUUUAGCCCGUCCAAGAGCACUUCCCUCACACAGCCACGGCAGAUGUGUGCGUGCCUGGGGUCGUGGGAGGCGAUGCGUUCUGCGUUCUUCAGCCGUCAGGAGGUGUGGCCCCGCGUCCUUUGUGAAAAACCGGCUGUUGGAGAAAGUCGUGCAUUAAGU
Molecule: messenger RNA, 844 nt
Organism: Eriocheir sinensis (Chinese mitten crab)
Lineage: Eukaryota; Metazoa; Arthropoda; Malacostraca; Decapoda; Varunidae
Exons: 4
Coding region: 175-690 (171 amino acids)
Source: RefSeq, a predicted model, not a curated record